GGCUGCAGUUGCACCGGCACCGCCCCCGGUAUAAUACAGACAGGGGACCGACAGUCGCAGCUGUCGCUGCUGCAGAGAGAAGAGCAGAGUGAAGGGAUCCCAUUGCGCACCCCGGCUCUUCAGUUUCUUUGCAAACAUGUUGCUCCCUGUUCUUAGUAAAGACACCGUGCGGAUGAAGGACCCGGAGGGGGUGCAGGAGAAGAUCCGACUGAUGCACAAAGGAGGGCAACAGAAGCUGCAGGUCAUUUCAGAUUUUGACAUGACGCUGAGCCGCUUCAGCUUUAAUGGAGAGAGAUGCCCUACCUGCUACAAUAUUAUUGACAACAGCAAUAUUAUAAGUGAUGAAUGCAGGAAGAAGCUAAAGGGUCUGUUUAACACCUAUUACCCACAUGAAAUGGACCCAAAAAAGUCAGUUGAGGAGAAAUAUCCACUUAUGGUGGAAUGGUGGAGCAGAGCACAUGAUCUCCUAUAUGAACAGAGGAUCCAGAAGGACAGGCUGGCUCAGGUGGUGAAGGAGUCAAAUGCCAUGCUGAGGAAUGGAUAUGAUCUAUUUUUUAACAGCCUUUACCAAAGCGAGAUUCCUCUGUUCAUUUUCUCAGCUGGGAUUGGGGAUGUGUUGGAGGAGAUUAUCAGGCAGAAGGGUGUCUUUCACCCCAACACCAAGGUUGUCUCCAACUAUAUGGACUUUGAUGAUAAUGGUAUUAUGAAGGGCUUUAAGGGUGAACUCAUUCAUACCUACAACAAAAACAGCUCCGUUCUGACGGACACCGAGUACUUCAAGGAGAUCGGCCACCGCACUAACAUCGUCCUGCUCGGGGAUACGCUGGGCGACCUCACCAUGGCUGAUGGGGUCACCACUGUGGAGAAUAUCAUAAAGAUCGGCUUCCUUAAUGACAAGGUUGAUGAGCUGACGGAGCAGUUCCUACAGUCCUAUGACAUUGUGCUGGUGAGAGACGAGACCCUGGAUGUGGUGAAUGGCCUCCUCCAGUAUGUGACUGCCAAGAACUGAUGCCUCUGCCGGCUCCCAACUACAAAUAAUGCCUGGUUAUUGGGAUGUUGGAAGAGCCAAUCACGUGCCAGGGAGACAGGACGUACAUCUCUAGCUCUCAGUAGUCUUUAACAUUAUGUAAGUGGGCAUGUUCCCCUGGGAAGGUAGCCGGCAUUGGCCAAAUGUUCCGCCAAUCCAGAGAGAGGAUCUGUUGUUAAACUGAUACUGACGUAUUUAGAUUCCCUCACAAGGGUGUUAUGAUCCCCACAGUUGUCCCAAGAUGGCUGAACCCAACACAAGUGCCCAGUGUCACCAUCAUGCCAUUAAACACCAUUGCCUACGCCAUAAUUCCACUUGCUGUAGACUGUAGUGCACCCUUAAUAAUUCCUCGGCACAAAUAGAUUUUAUUAUUUUUUUUCCUCUAUAGUUUAGUGGAAUAUUUUUCAUAAUAGUAACGGUUCCCCUUUAAUGGCAGUGUCAUCAUGUAGCAAUUUUCCUUUCACUGUAUUGGGCAACAGCUGCCAGGAGGGAAUGGGUGCUCCCCCCCCCCCCCCCUGCCGCAGUGGUACAGCCCAAGUGCCAUAUAAAGCUUAUAGCUGUAAUAUUAUUACAUUACAAUUACUGGAUUUCAUACUGUUUCCUUUUCAUUUCAAAUGUAUAGCUCGUUUUAAUAUUACAUUCUGGAUCAUUGCA
Xenopus tropicalis (tropical clawed frog) is the source of this 1681-nucleotide messenger RNA. RefSeq names its product 5'-nucleotidase, cytosolic IIIB (gene nt5c3b). Lineage: Eukaryota; Metazoa; Chordata; Amphibia; Anura; Pipidae. Gene Ontology annotation, molecular function: magnesium ion binding. Gene Ontology annotation, cellular component: cytoplasm. The record is from RefSeq and is marked provisional.